Messenger RNA from Lodderomyces jiufengensis, 450 nucleotides. RefSeq lists its product as uncharacterized. Bases 1 to 450 code for a protein of 149 amino acids. The record is from RefSeq and is a predicted model, not a curated record. NCBI's taxonomy places the organism in Eukaryota, Fungi, Ascomycota, Pichiomycetes, Serinales, Debaryomycetaceae. The transcript has a single exon.
AUGAUAUUCAAUACAUUAUUUGCUGCUUUAUAUUCAGUAAUUAUUGUUCAAUCAGCAACGAUUAACCCACCAGUAUUUGAUGAAAGUGUUAUUAUAAAGAAUUACCCCAUUCUUAAUGAAACAUUUAUCCCUAUCAAGGUGCUUCAGAUCCCACAAGAUAUUAAAGAUACUAUUGCUCCACCAGUUUGGGUUGAGGAUUGGGAAGAAUUAGAAUUUGCUGCACCAUCAGAUAUGUUUUCAUCAGUUCCAAUAUAUGGGGAUAAUGAUAAUUUAACAAUUAAAGCUGCCGCUUAUGCAUUUGCUCAUGGUUCAGGUGUUUGGAUACUUCAAGAUCACACUGAAAGAAAUGAGUUAACAAUUGAUAAAACUGUGACAUUAGAAGAUGUAUUGGAAUUUUAUCAAAUCGGUGAAUUAGGUGAAAUUGGUAAAGGAAAAAAAGCUGCGGCUUGA